AUGGCUACCGUUUACCUAUCCGAGCAGAAGAAAACACCCGAUGAACGAGUAUCAGACCUGUCCGAUAGCCAGGGCCAUUUCGUCGACGAGGAUAUCCCGCCGCUCGGGGAACCAGCCAGCGAGCGCAGGUUCUGGUUCCAACGAGGCAAGAAAUACAAUCCCGGUGCCAUUGCAACGCAGCCGUCUGUCUACGAUAACCCCGACACCGCGAAGGAAUACCAACCCCGGGCGGACUGGGAGAACCUGGGCCGGUUUGAUCCCUUGGCGAGAUGGACCUGGGGUGAGGAGCACAGGUUGAUCCGCAAGAUUGACGUGCGCAUCUUGAUCCUGGCCUGCAUCAUGUUCAUGGCGCUGGAGCUGGACCGGUCGAAUCUUGCCCAGGCAUUGACGGAUAAUAUGCUGAAGGACUUGCAUCUUACCACCGACGACUAUAACCUGGGAAACACCGUCUUCAAGCUGGCUUUCCUCUGCGCUGAACUACCUUCGCAGCUGGUCAGUAAAUGGAUGGGCCCGGACAGGUGGAUUCCCAUGCAGAUGACACUGUGGUCUGGGGUUGCCAUGGGCCAGUUUGCAUUGAAUGGGAAAUCUUCCUUCCUUGCGACUCGCGCCCUUCUUGGUAUUCUUCAGGGUGGGUUUAUCCCGGACGUAAUAUUGUACCUCUCCUACUUCUACAAGCACCACGAACUGUCACUGCGGCUGGGCUUCUUCUGGACGGCUAUGAAUAUUGCCGAUAUCCUGGCAAGCUUUUUGGCUUUUGGAUUCCUGCACCUGCGCGGUGUAAACGGCAGAGCCGGAUGGAGAUGGUUAUUCCUUCUCGAGGGCCUCAUAACCUUGGUCGUUGGUCUCCUGGCCUUCUUUCUAAUGCCCCCUGGUCCCUGCCAGACGGCAGGGCUGGUCCGAGGAAAGAAAGGCUGGUUCACUCCACGUGAGGAGACAAUCAUCGUCAACCGUGUCAUCCGCGAUGAUCCAAGCAAGGGAUCCAUGCACAACCGCCAACCGAUCACCCCGAAGCUCCUGUUCAAGAGUCUGUGUGACUUUGACCUCUGGCCGCUGUACAUCCUCGGGCUCAUGUUCCAGACGCCCAUGACCACCCCGUCUCAGUAUUUGACGUUGACCCUGCGAGGCAUGGGGUUCAAUACGUUCGUCACGAAUCUCCUGACCAUUCCGACCAAGGUGCUUUCAAUCAUACUGAUGUUGGCGCUGACAUACGUCGCGGAGGUUGUUGGAGAGCUCACUUUGGUGUCGAUGUUUGGUCAGAUCUGGGCCCUCCCGUUCGUGAUAUACCUGUACGUGAAGGAUAUCGACAGUAUCAACCACUGGACGGCGUGGGUGAUCAUGACCUUGUUUCUGGCGUAUCCAUCGGCACACCCGAUCCAGGUCGGUUGGAACUCACGCAAUUCCAACACCGUCCGCUCUCGAACUGUCUCGGCAGCAAUGUACAACAUGUGUGUCCAAGCAUCGGGGAUUAUCGCAUCCAAUAUCUACAGAUCAGGUAUGGUUGCUGUUGUCCCUUCCACCUUUCCAGCCCGCGUCUGACAGAGUACUCCGUAGAUGACGCGCCUCGGUACAAGCGAGGAAACCGUGUUCUCGUGGGACUGGUCUCGACCAACAUCGUCCUCUAUCUUCUCACCAAGGCGUACUAUGCGUGGCGCAAUGCGAGCCGGGAGAAGAAGUGGCAGGCGUUGUCGCAGGAGGAAAAACUCCACUAUAUUUCGACGACCACGGACGAGGGGAGCCACCGGCUAGAUUUCCGGUUUGCACAUUGAUCUUGGAUAUAUAUGAAUGGCAGAUGCGUAUGUUAGAAUUGAAGGUAGUCACAGCAGUCACGAAUACACUUGAAUGCACGACUCCUGCGUGUAUCCUUUGCAGGGAGAUUAGCAAAGUGAAUUAUCUCAGGCUGAUCUUAUUCUU
Molecule: messenger RNA, 1911 nt
Organism: Monascus purpureus
Lineage: Eukaryota; Fungi; Ascomycota; Eurotiomycetes; Eurotiales; Aspergillaceae
Source: the annotation of a GenBank genome assembly